This is a messenger RNA of Glarea lozoyensis ATCC 20868, 768 nucleotides long. RefSeq names its product cell surface spherulin 4-like protein. Lineage: Eukaryota; Fungi; Ascomycota; Leotiomycetes; Helotiales; Helotiaceae. The transcript has 3 exons. The record is from RefSeq and is a predicted model, not a curated record. Bases 1 to 768 code for a protein of 255 amino acids.
AUGGCAACUCCCAAAGCAGAUAUAUUGCUACCGUUAUACAUCUAUCCAUUACCUGGAGCAUGGGAUGCACUACAUGAGGCAAUCGCGGCAUAUCCAUCACUCAGGUUCACCAUCAUUGUCAACCCUAACAGUGGCCCGGGAGGUGCAUCCUUCUCACUGCCAGACGAGCACUACGCUCGUGAGAUUCCUAAACUGAAUGCUCGGCCUAAUGUAUGCACCGUAGGGUAUGUACGAGUUGACUACUGCAAAAGAAGCCUGGGCGAGGUCUUCCAGGAGGUAGCAACUUAUGCAGGCUGGAGUAGGAGCACCGAUCGAGAAACUGGUGUAACUCUCGGGCUGCACGGGAUAUUCUUCGAUGAGACGCCCAACCUGUAUAGCAGGAACGUGGCCUCGUAUUUGGAUUCAGUGAGCGCGCGCGUCAAAGCGAGCGAAGGGAUUUUAGGCCAUCGACUGGUGGUUCACAAUCCAGGCACAGUCCCAGACACUGGUCUCGCUAAUCCAGGGCCUGACAUAACCGCUGUUUUUGAGGAGAGUUUUGCGGCAUACCAAUCAGACGGGUUGCAACAGCGGCUGUCCAACUUACUACGCUAUGAUAGAACAAAAUGUUCUUUUAUGGUACAUAGCGUGCCUCGAGAACACGUACGGGGCUUGACGCAGAGUUUGCGCUGGCGAGGCAAAUACCUGUUUGUUACGGAUCUGAGUGAGAAUUAUUAUUGCCGCUUUGGGCCAAGUUGGGCGAGUUUCUGUGAAGCCAUGGCAAGAGAAUAG